Bombina bombina (fire-bellied toad) is the source of this 2000-nucleotide messenger RNA. RefSeq lists its product as uncharacterized. The record is from RefSeq and is a predicted model, not a curated record. Gene Ontology annotation, biological process: circadian rhythm; regulation of DNA-templated transcription. NCBI's taxonomy places the organism in Eukaryota, Metazoa, Chordata, Amphibia, Anura, Bombinatoridae. Gene Ontology annotation, molecular function: DNA binding; DNA-binding transcription factor activity. Bases 368 to 1405 code for a protein of 345 amino acids. Gene Ontology annotation, cellular component: nucleus. The transcript has 2 exons.
UGCACAGCCUCAUUUGAACUCUGUAGGGCGAGGGAGAGAAAGACACACACUGUGUAUAUACAGAGAGAUAGAGUGAGCAGGCAGAGGGGACCAGCAGCAACACAGAAGCAGGAAGACAGUGAGAGAUUGCAGAGGGGCAAGGGGCUGAAGAGUGUCAGGCGAGGCGGCAUGAAUCAAAGACAGAAGCUAGUGGGGGUAAAAUUGUGACAUAAAGGAGACAGCAAAUAGAAACAGCAGCAAAAAAGGGAAAGCAAGAAAUCAUCUGAAAGAAAAACGAGAAAGGAGAGAAAGUGAGGAUCCUGCUGCAGAUAAAAGUUCUGAAAGCCACACACAGGCCAAUUACAUUUGACUGCUAUUCUUGCAAAACAUGGCUCAAGUCAGUGACCUUUCUCCACCUGACCUCUCUCCACACCCCACAAUGAACAGUUCGGCAUCCUGUCCUACACAAGAGGAUCCACCUCCCCACCAGGCCCCUCCCACAUUAGAGCCGUAUGCCCCUCCCCAGCAGAAGCACUUAACUGAUGUCUCGUCUUCAUCACUUCUCUCAGGGUCUGGUUUACUUCUUGCUCAUUCCCUCCUAGGUCGGCGAAGCUCUCCUGGUUCUCCCACAUCCACCUCAUCCAAUUCUCCUACUAACUGUGCCCUUCGACGUCGACGUGAGUUCACCCCCGAAGAAAAGAAAGAUGAUGGCUAUUGGGAUAAGAGACGUAAGAACAAUGAAGCAGCUAAGCGUUCAAGAGAAAAGCGAAGGGCUGGAGAUCUUGCCCUGGAGGGCCGUGUAAUUGCUCUACUUGAAGAAAAUGCCCGUCUUCGUGCUGAGCUCCUAGCUCUUCGCUUCCGUUUUGGCCUUGUUCGGGACCCCUGUGAAGAUGGCCGUGGGGGAUACCCUCCCCCAUGCAAUAUUCAUGAACCUCCCCAUAAUCCUCCAAUUCCACACUCAGAAGACUCUGGAUUCUCAACUCCAAGUGUGGGGAGCCCUGUUUUCUUUGAAGAUAGAGGCCCAGAACAAGAAGCUCCUCAGCUGCCACCUUCCAACUUAGCCUAUUACGGAAAUGUUGCUGGGGAUAGCACAGAAAUUCCACGAAGUAGGUUGGAGACCCUUGGGGAUAGCUACAAGUGUCUCCCACAUAAGUUACGGUUCAAGGCAUGUGCACCAGGAGAUGAUGGGACACAAGGAACAGUUGGGAGAGACACAAAUGCUUUUCCCUCAGAGGUAACAUCAGGAUUCUCCCAGCAGCCUUUGAAUUGUCCUCGUGGACAGUGGGGGUCUCAGGGGCAGGAGAGGGUGCCUGCACCCUCAGAUAGGACAGAUCUGCGCUCUCAGCUUGCCUCACUUUCAGCAGAGGUUGCACAUUUGAAGAGAAUUUUUUCAGAGCAAGUAAUAAACCGUGGGGGCACAGACUGAGGCCCUAGACUGUCUUAUGUUGAUGCAAGACUGACUAGAGUUUAGUUUUUAAAUCACUACAGAUGUUUUUUGUUGUUUUACGAAACUGACCUUAAAUAGCAGUUGCAUCCACUAACUGGUAGGUUCACAAUCCUUUUUUAUAUAGUUGGUGCUAUAAGAACUUAUUUCAUUUCUUGUGCCAAAAGUUAAAUCACUUCUGGUCAGUCCCACAAAAAUGCCAUUGUGCAAUGAUAUCAUUUUGUGCAGUACAAGGAGGCAACAGUGUGAUGACAUUACCUCAUUUCAUGCCUUAAAUCUUUAACUUCAGUGGAUCCUAAACCUGUCAGGAAUCACAAACAGGCCAGGUUUGACAGUUUAAUAUCAUGUUGCUGUUACAUUUUCAUACCUCUCAUGACCUGUCUUACCUGGUUAUAAUUAGGCGGUUUAUGUAUAUAGAACUUUUGUAUUGACUCUGUGGAUUGUAGGUUUAUAGCUGUUUGUACAACUGAGUGUAUGUAUGUAUGUGUAUGUGUGUGUGUGUGUGUUUGUAUAUACUGUUAGAUCUGUUUCUGUACUUGAUCAUUGUAAAUAAAGAAAUUGUUGAAGUGGCAACACA